This is a messenger RNA of Durio zibethinus, 2396 nucleotides long. RefSeq names its product myrcene synthase, chloroplastic-like. Gene Ontology annotation, molecular function: terpene synthase activity; magnesium ion binding. Gene Ontology annotation, biological process: diterpenoid biosynthetic process. The record is from RefSeq and is a predicted model, not a curated record. NCBI's taxonomy places the organism in Eukaryota, Viridiplantae, Streptophyta, Magnoliopsida, Malvales, Malvaceae.
CUUUUCAUUUCUGUGCCUACGAUCUGAACUUGAACUUUUAAAAUAUCUAACAAAAUUGGAUCAUGAAGAGACAUAUUAUAAUUUGGGAAGACUGUGAAGAAGAAAUGCUGCACUAAAUCUCUUGGGCCAUCUGCCUCAUUUGUUCAAUACAUAAUCUGUCUUCGUGGUGGAUUUGUAUUUGGUUAGAUUCCUUGGCAGAAUGGGCUCUUUGACAGUUGCAGAUUUUAAGAAGAAAAUCACGGCUCAUUGUUAUGUAAUAAGUUGAAUGAGCUACCAAACACCUUCGUCGCCAUUUUUUACUCGACCAAGUCUUUCAUUUUUACUCAAGUAAAUUCUCCAAAAUGCACGAUUGUAAGAAGCUUAGCUAACUUGCUACAUCGGCUCACCACAGACUUCUUUGAACUUGGUCGAUUGUUUUGAACAAUUCAUUAUUCUUGGAAUUCAAACUAAACGUCACUUAAUGUGAUUUUUUUAGCACUUAAUCAUGUUCUGAACGUACUUUAAAUUCAUUGGAUCUAAAUAUCGAACCAAAUACAAGUUGAUUAAUAGUCCUUUCUCGGAUAGGUAGUUGUUGGUCACGUCGAUGAUCUAUAUAUUGGUAUGUUGUGUCACGAAUUAUAUCUCAAGUGAUAACAAAAAAUUAACCCAACUUCUAUAGUUCCAAACUAAAGCUUUCUUCAUGGCUCUUCAAUCCUCCAAAAUUUUGGUUGCUACCGCCAAAGUUUUAGAUCAAAAAAUUGUUAGGCGAUCUGCUAAUUACCAUCCUACAAUUUGGAAGGACGAUUAUAUUCAGUCGCUCAAGAGUGAUUACAUGGGAGAAUCAUAUGGUGAACGAGCAGUGAAACUGGUGGGAGAAGUGAAAAUGAUGCUUGACAAAGUGAUGGAUCCUUUGGAGCAACUCGAGCUAGUCGAUGCGUUGCAGAGACUCGGAUUAUCUCAUCACUUUGAGAAUGAAACCAAGAGGAUUUUGGAGUAUGUAACGGCUGACCAUACCAAUUUAUAUGCUACAUCACUUGAAUUUAGGCUCCUAAGGCAGCAUGGGUAUAAAGGAACUCCAGAGGUUUUCUCCCAUUUCAUGGACGAGAUAGGGAACUUGAAGGCAGGUUAUUGUGAGGAUUGGAAAGGGCUGCUGAGCUUGUAUGAAGCUUCAUACCUUUUGUUUGAGGGUGAAAGCAUAUUGGAGAAGGCAAGAGAUUGUGCAGCAAAACAACUCAAAGAAUUUCUGAAGCAGAACAAGGAUGUAUAUAGUGUGUCGAUGCUAGUGGAUCAUGCUUUGGAACUUCCAUUGCAUUGGAGAGUACCAAGGUUGGAAACCAGAUGGUUCAUAGAUGUGUACCAAAAAAGAGACAGAAAUCAGAGUCUUCUGGACCUUGCUAAAUUGGACUUCAAUAUGUUGCAAGCUGUUCACCAGGAUGAUCUAAGACAUGCUUCCAAGUGGUGGAAAGAUCUGUGUCUUGGGGAAAAGUUGACGUUUGCCAGAGACAGGUUAGUGGAGAGCUUUUUAUGGGCUAUGGGCGUGGCAACUGAUCUUCACUUUGGUAAUUGUAGAAGAAUUCUCGCUAAGGUUGGUGCACUAAUAACAAUUAUAGAUGAUAUUUAUGAUGUGUAUGGUACCAUGGAUGAAUUACUGCUCUUCACCGAGGCUGUUGAGAGAUGGGACACAAAUACAAUGGAGUUGUUUCCUGAAUAUAUGAAGCUAUGUUUCCUUGCUCUUUUCAACUUCGUAAACGAAACAGCCUUCGCCAUUCUCAAGGAGCAAGGAUUCGAUACCUUACCUCUCAUGAAGAAAAUGUGGGCAGACCAAUGCAAAGCUAACUUAUUGGAGGCGAAGUGGUAUUAUAAUGGAUAUACACCAACUUUAGAAGAGUAUCUUGAAAAUGGACUGAUUUCCAUUGCCUUUCCUGUAAUACUUUUUCAUGCUUAUUUGGCUACAAAUUCAAUAAGAAAGGAGUGCAUGGAAUGCUUCGAAGAGUGUUCCAACCUAAUCAAGUUUUCAUCUGUGAUAGCACGUCUUGCGGAUGAUCUUGGAACAUCAUCGGAUGAGUUGAAAAGAGGCGAUGUUCCUAAAUCAAUCCAAUGUUACAUGCACGAAACUGGAGCUUCGGAUGAAGAAGCCCGUCAGCACAUACGGGCGUUGAUUGAUGCAUGGUGGAAAAGGCUAAACGAAGAGCGAUUUGCUCAUUCUCCUUUUUCUCAGACGUUUAUUCAAUUUGCAUUGAAUGUGCCAAGGACGACUCAAUGCAUGUACCAGCAUGGUGAUGGCUAUGGGAUUGGAGAUCGUGAGACUAAGGAUCGUGUAUUAGCAUUAAUCGCUUUUCCUAUUCCAUAGAACAAAAUAAUUGGAGGCUAGGUGAUAUAGCAAUCCUUUUGUAGUAACUGUCAUAACGUCUAGAUCC